Molecule: messenger RNA, 1746 nt
Organism: Pocillopora damicornis (cauliflower coral)
Lineage: Eukaryota; Metazoa; Cnidaria; Anthozoa; Scleractinia; Pocilloporidae
Product: A-kinase anchor protein 14
Cellular component (GO): cAMP-dependent protein kinase complex
Molecular function (GO): protein kinase A regulatory subunit binding
Source: RefSeq, a predicted model, not a curated record
CUAAUAUUUUUCCAAAAAAAUGUUCCCAUCGAAAAACCAAAGGUCAUCAAAUUUAAAUCUCGAUCUGCCGGAUAAAUUUUUUGAUAUAUUUGCCAGUGUUAAAAAUUUUCUCUGAUAUUUCUCUCAAGAGCACAGAGAUAGCUACAUUUUUACUUAGUUAUUUUCAUCUUAAGUAUUAAUUUUUCCAAUCUGUUAGUGCUCGAGUCUCUCCCCGAGAAGAGCCAAAUAAAUGAGCGAAACGACAAUUGAGCCAAAUAGCUUGCGAGCUUACCAAUCAGCGGUCUUUGUCGAAAACAAUGCGUAAAGAAAAACUCGUUACUAUGGAAACCGUGCUCAAUCAAAAUGGUGGACAGUCCCGAAUGAAAGGUCUUUGCUUGGAACGAUCUGAAUUUUAGACCUAUAAUUCAAAAGCCAUGUCCUCUGCAGGCACGACAAAGAAAGUUCCGUCUGUUAUUCGCACGGUGGUGCCAGGAAAUCGAACACUCGAUCAAAUUUACGAAGACGAAGCUCGCGAAAUUGUCGACGAAGCGAUCGAAAAUGCUCGACGUCGUAUGGCUGACUAUGCUGGCGAGGAUGGAAGAGAAGGAGAAGCUCCUGCUCAGCAGGAUCAGCCAAUAAUAGAUCCUGAGACAGGUUAUGAGAUACCGAACAUCAAAUGGAUGACGGCAGAUAACUUCACAGUUGCAGGGGGAUUAGAAAAAAUUGAGGAAUUCAUCAAGACAUGGGAACGUGAUGGUAGCUGGUUAUACUGUAUUGACUUUUUAAGAGAGGAAGAGUACCCUUACAGCUGGCGAUAUAGGUAUGCCGUCAAGUGGAGUAUACCAACCAGGAGAAGACCAAUUCCCAGGGCAACUGCUUCUGUUUAUAUAACCAUUGAAGUUAGCAAAUUCAAGCCAAAGACAUUCCCAGUGGAAGUGUAUUAUAUUUUUGAGACACAUCAUCUUGUCCAUAGGCCUGGUAGAACAAGGUUUCGAGAGAAGUGGUUGAAAGAUAUUAUCGAAAGCAAGAUUCAACUGAUGGGUGCAGUAGAAUUCUGAUCCAUUAUGGGGUUAUUUCCCAGGCAGUUAGAAAUGUGAAAAUCACACCUUUUAGAAAUAAUGAAUUGCUUGAGAAGAAGAGGCCUAAAUUUGAAGCUGAUGUAUAAAAUCCUGAUUGGCAGGCUUUACUCUUCUUACUAAAUGGAGAAAUCAAUAGUUUUGUUGAAGACAUUUUGGGUAUUAUUUAUCAUUUGUUUUAGUGUAAUAACAGUAUUAACCGUUGAUGUUAUUUAAAUAUAGCAGUUAAUACUUUAAGUACACUCAGUCAUGUCAAAAACCAAUCUGUAAAUACUGUUUAAUACAAAAUUUUUCUCAAUAUGAACUUGUAAUCACACGGUGAAUCUUCUUUUGCGCUAAAAUCGCGAUAAUCCCCUAAACAUCAAUAAUGAUUUGUAAUGCAGAUUUUGCAAAUUGCUUCCAUGAGGUUGUUUAUUUUUCAUAAGAAUUCACAACUGAAUUAAUUUCUGCUGGGGUAUGGCACAUAUUCAACAAACAAUUAGUACAAAGAGUUAGUAGACUUUCACUUGUGUAUAUAGGGCUAUAAAGAAACAAACGAACAAACAGACAUAACACGCUGAAAUCGAUUGUAUCAGUGUUUAUCACCUGUAUAAAAUUCCAGGUCAUUACUGUACAGAUGUAUUGAGAUUUAAUUGUAGGUCUCUUGUAAAUUUGAGAGGAACUUAUUAAGAAAAAAACACUUUUUGUACAA